UUAUGGAGACGACAUGGACGAUCGAGCUGUCAACUGUGCGCUGCCGAUGUCUGUGAUACUGUCAGAGGAAUGCCCAGGAAAAUCGCAUUCAUCGUGGUGAACUCUUCCAGUCAUGAGGAGAAAUACAGCGCCCAGGAAUUGAAGGUGCACGCACCCACAGCCAAAGGAUGGAGGUCCAGCAGGCUAUGCUCAUACCCCCAGACCCUCACGCUGGAGUUGGAGGAGAGGAGCCGUGUGAGGAAGCUGCAGCUGCUCGCUCAUCAGUACAUGAUCCCCUCCAGGGUGGACUUCCACAUUGGGGACAGUCUGCCCACCAGCAGCCCCCUGCACAAGCUUGGGUACGUGUCUCUGUCUGAUAACCAGCAGACAGCGUUCAAAGCACGAGAGCUGAAGUCUGUGCAUGUGGACUCCAUCGGAACCCACCUGAGGAUAACCCUGCACGAGAACCACGCGAACCCCCACAACCGCUACAACCAGGUUGCUCUGGUUGCCAUCAAUGUUCUGGGAGACUCACUGGAUGGGAACAUCUUCAACACCAUGCCCAGUUGCGAGCAGCUGAUGGAGCAGUACCUCGGCACCGGGCAGCGGGAGGGAGCCCUGGACACGACCUACACGGGGAAAUGUGAGUCCUUCUGCCCCCUAGAUGACCUAGCCUUUGACAUGUACCAGGACCCUGAGGUGGCCCAGCUUAUCCGUCUGCUGCACCAGAGGAAGCAGGAGAUGGUGCACCAUGAGAAGUUUGAGAAGGCCCGACUUCUGAAGCAGGCCCUGGCCGACCUGCACAAGGUGGGGGAGCGUCUGGCCUGGUUGGAGGUAGAGAAGCGCUGUGCUCUGGAAAAGGAGGACUACGAGCAGGCUGAGCACAAGAGGCAGCACAUGGAGCACUACCGCAGCACCAUGUACCGCCAACUGGAGGUGCACCAGCUGCUAGAACCUACACUGGUCUCCGCCUCAGUGUCCGAGUGCUCUCCCUGCACCCUGCCUUCUCCAGACCUGUCUCCUGACCAUACCAAGCCCACUCUGUCCACAGACUCUGAGCGGAAGAGCAGGACAUCUAACCCACAACCCCACCUGAGCCCUGAGGUCCUUACACAGAGCAACCCAGCCAGCAGGCCAAGCUCCCCCAAUGUUCCGAGCGUGCCUUAUGAUGAGAGGCCGUUACCCGCGCUGUUGAUGAGAGACAGGCCAGUUGAGGCCACACUGAGUCCACCGGAGGAGCUCUCCCCCCUGCUUAACACACCAGGACCAGCUGGUAUCAGAGGAGAACCAGAGCCACUGACCAAGAAGGCCCAGCGAGAGGCCGGACACGCACUGGACGUCUUCGGGGAAACCAUUGUGUGUGCUGCAUAUUCCAAGACCUGGUCAUACCGGGAGGAUGCGCUGGUGGCUGUGCAGCAAAGGCUGAGGGAGGUGUGUGCUUCUGGGACCAGGGAGGAGCUGAGGGGGAUGGUGCGCGCUGCUGUGCUCCUGCUCCAGAAGAGUCUACAGGACAAAGUUUCCUCUGUGUUUCAGUGCUCUCUGAAGCUGCUGCUCCUCCUGCUCAGUGAACUCAUUCUUGGGGCAGGUCUGGGGAGAGCAGAAGUCACCCACUGUCUGGAGCAGACCUGGCCCUACCUGCUACGCCGCAUGGGGGAUGCCUGCAACCGCCUUCGCCUCGUGACUCUCUCCUCCGUGCAGGAGAUAGCACUGCUGAAGGAUGUGCGCACCUUGCAGUGGGUCCCUUGUGAGCUAGUGAAGCCCAUCUCUUCCACACUACCUGCUCGUCUGGCCCAGAGUCGGGCUGAGCUUCUGGAGCGGCUGCUGUCUGCUCUUGGCACAAACGGCUCCGGCUUCACCUUGGACAAUGUGAUGAUGUUCUGCACAGGAGCCCUGAGUCACAGUGCGCCUGGGGUCAGGGAGGCAGCUGUCCGGAUCAUCCUCUCCAUGUACCAGCAACACGGGGCCGAGCUGCUCCGGUACCUGCCCCCCAAUGACCAUGCCACGCGCACCAACUUCAUUUAUAAGAAGAUCUUUGAUGGCUUCGCCCAGAUCGAUGGGGAAUUGGCAGAUGCACAUGCGAAAGGAGGGCCCCAGGAGCUGGUCCAGUCUAACCAGGAGCAGCUGGCCACCCUCAAGGAAAUCACUGACAGGGAUAAAAGCACCAGAGCCCAAAGAGGAACAGCCAAAGAGUUGAAGGAAGAGGCCCAGAGAACCACUCAAGCCACUCUCCCAAAGAUGCAGAAAGAGACACCACAAGUUGUUGAUACUCCAGAAUCUGUUGGCAACUACUUAGACAAUCUGUGUAUUUUCUGUGGGCGAAGAGACGAGGGUUUCACUGAGGAUGGAUUGGACCGACACUACUGGAAGCACUGCCCCAUGCUGCGGCUCUGUGACCACUGCAAACAGGUGGUGGAGAUCUCCAGUCUGACAGAGCACCUGCUGGGGGAGUGUGAGAGCCAGAGCAGCUUCAGCCAGUGUCCCCAGUGCAGCGAGGCCGUGCCCUUUGAGGAGAUUAGGAGCCAUAUGGAGGGGCCACACUGCAAUCCCCCCAUCCCUGGGAAAGCCUCCAACCACUGUCCCUUGUGCCACACCAACUUCCAGGCCGGAGACGAGGCCUGGAAGCCACACCUCAUGGGCCGUGAGGGCUGUCCACACAACCCCCGGAGAGCAGUGCUGUACCAAAGGACUCAGCCACUACAAGGCCGAGCAUUGGACAGCAGCAGGCUGAAGCAGGGCUGGACUGCAGGGCCCCUGGGAAGACCCCUGGGACGGCCCUUGGGACGGCCACUGGGACGGCCCCUGGGACGGCCCCUGGGACGGCCCCUGGGACGGCCCCUGGGCAGAGGCAGCAGGAUUCCAGCUCUGGCCCAGAGUCAAAGGAACACAGCCGACAAACGCUGACAGAGUCUGACAUGAUCUGAGAGGGCCCACCCCAAUCUACAUGUCUGAAGUGUACUGAGAAUCCGCUCACAAAUUGAACUGUUGAAUGAAAAAAAUCAUAAUAAUACCAAUGUCUUUAAAGACACUUCACUUAAAACAGAACUAGUUAACUUUAAAGGGUUUGCAGUGGUCCAAAGUUAUUCCUCACGUUCCUUGCAUAUUUCUAAGCAUCCUAAUUCACUCAGAAGCCAGAGUGGAAUUUUGCUAUCACGGUAAUGCUAAGAACAACCAGCAUACUAAUAGCGUACCAGCCUUAUUCCUGGUUCACAGAUGAUAAAAAUGCUUUAUAAUUGGAUGUGUAGACGGCACACAACACCCUCAUUUUGCCCUAAUAUAUCUGCACUGGACAAGACAAUUUUGACUUUACAAAUGAAAUCUCAUCUUCUUCAUCUUCAUCAGUAUCGCGCCUCCUAUAUUCCACAAUGUUGCCAGCAGAGGUAGAUAAGGCUAAAGAUAAUAGCUGUUCAACUUAGGUAUGAUCAAAUGUUUGAAUUACUCAGGCAUAUUUACACUUGUAAAGAGAUAAAGACAGACAUUAUGGACAUGGUUUGCCAAAGUUUGCACCCCAGCAGUAUGGAGCACAGUGUAGACAGGUUGAGAUUACAAAUAUGCAAGAGAUAAGUACAUUAGUUGGAGGAUACUGACAAAGAUCCUUAAAGUAAAAAGAAUACCUUAAUAUACCUUAACUG
This is a messenger RNA of Periophthalmus magnuspinnatus, 3608 nucleotides long. It is a transcript of the gene cep104, whose product is annotated as centrosomal protein 104. Bases 70 to 2880 code for a protein of 936 amino acids. The record is from RefSeq and is a predicted model, not a curated record. The transcript is spliced from 22 exons. Gene Ontology annotation, cellular component: cilium. NCBI's taxonomy places the organism in Eukaryota, Metazoa, Chordata, Actinopteri, Gobiiformes, Gobiidae.